AUGGCGGGGGUAUUUCCGCAUGCAGAGUCCUCGUCGGGGCUGCAGCUGGGCCCGGCGGGGCAGAGGAAUUCAGGCGACGGCGACGGGAGACAACAUCACGUCGACCCAGUCACGUUAGGAUUCGCGCAGUUGAACGCGCGAUUUGAUAAGAUGGAUCGUCGGGUCGAUCACUUGGAACGACGACCGACGCCGCAGACAGGGGGCCACGAGGCCGAUUGGGACGAAGCCGACCACGCGUGGGAGGACUACCGCGGGAAUGGUCGGAGCGGCCGUGAGGAGUAUGACCGCCCCUACCGACAUCAGGGUCGGGGCCGUGGGCGCCCUAACCGGGGGGGCCGCGGAGAUCGCUGUGGGGAGGCGGCGCUUGCAGGCCGAGGGAACCGCCCUGGUCAGCGCCGGGGCGACGCAGGGUAUAGAACAGGUCGCCGUCGGGAUAGUUGGGACCUACCACAGAGACAUGACGAUUGGGAUGAUGAGGGGUACGAGGAGCGCGGAGUAACCUCCUGGGACCCGCCCCAUAAUCGGGAGCGUUUUAACCGCCAGUCGUCGGAUUAUUCAUCCGGCGUAAAGAUGGACGCACCCCACUUUAAUGGGACAGACACGCCAAAUUGGAUCUCUCGUGUGCAAUACUAUUUUGAUCACAAGCGGGUUCCGGAAGCUGAACGUUUGCAUUAUGUAGUAAUGCUAUUCGACCCACCCGCUUCGGAGUGGAUAUUUAAUUAUCGGGAGACGAACGGUUAUUGUACGUGGCCGGAGUUUUUGGACGAUGUUAGGCAUCGAUUUGACCCCCAGAGCUUCAGGAAUUAUACGGGUUUGAUCGCCAAGUUGGUCCAGACGACGACCGUGGCUGACUACCACGCCACAUUCGAACGGUAUCUCAAUAGGGUGACCGACUUAUCGGAGUCAGCCUUGAUUCCAAUUUUUAUUCAAGGGCUGAAGCAGCCUCUGCAAGAAAAAGUCGAAUUACAGUACCCAGAGUCGUUGGCAGAGGCAAUGGCCUUGGCGUUGCGUUUGGUAGCAACACACGAAGAACGACCGCCGCACACGUCGGCAUAUCAGCGCCGACCGUGGCCCGGCAAGGAGCAACGCGCCACUCCGGCUCCUGGUUCUACCCAAACCGCCAUGCCUCAACCACAGGACUCGCUGGUCCGUGAGGCGGACAGAUCACGAGCUUAUCCAAUUAGAGUGUCGAACGCGGAAAAAUCGGAGCGAGCCCGCCGAGGGCUCUGUUAUCAUUGCCCCGAAAAGUGGGUCGCUGGCCACGUUUGUAAGGUCAAAUUGCUUUGUUAUAUGGACGACGAGGCAGACAGCCCACACGAGGCCGGUGUGGGAGAGCAGGGUUCCGAGGAUGAACUAAUUACUGCAGACUUAUCGCACCUGCACGCCUUAGAUGGCCGGGGGAGCUCCAAACCGUUUAUUGUCCAGGGGACGCUGGGAGACACCACCGUCCGGGUAUUAAUUGACACAGGAGCGACCCUCGAUUUCCUCCAUCCACGGAUUGCGGAGAGACUUCAGUUGGAACUAACUCAAAUUAGACCAUUCCGAGUGCUGGUGGGCAACGGUGCAUCCUUGCUUUGUACCCAUAUUUCGCGAGGAACGAAGCUAACUCUGCAGGGUAGUGUAUUUGUGGUGGAUCUUCACAUUCUCGCUCACCAUGGCCCGGAUGUGAUAUUGGGAAUGAACUGGUUGGAAUCGCUAGGGAAAGUGUCGGCAGACUUUGUCAGGAAAACGCUAGAAUUCACUCAAGGGGAUCGGACGGUGUUCUUGCAAGGGCUGAUGCUAGGCCCAAGGCAGAUUUCACUACACUCGCUAUACACGCUAACGGCACAGCCAGCAGAUCACGAGUUCUACGAAAUCGUACCUUUUAACAGUGUUUCCGAGGCAGGGGCCAUCGAGGGCCAGGAGGGUUUUGCGCCCAACCUGCCAGCCGAGGUACUGGAGGUAUUGACGGCACACCGGGCGGUGUUCGAGCAACCCCGCGGCGUUCCCCCGACCCGCUUAUUUGACCACCGGAUUCAUCUGUUACCAGGGACAAGGCCGAUUAAUGUUCGACCUUACAGAUACCCUUACUUCCAAAAGACCGAAAUUGAGAAACAAGUGCGCGAUAUGUUGGAGCAAGGUAUUAUUCGGCACAGUCACAGCCCUUUCUCGUCCCCGGUACUAUUGAUCCGCAAAAAGGAUGGCACUUUUCGCUUUUGCAUCGAUUAUCGUGCCCUCAAUAAAGCAACAGUCCCGGAUCAUUUUCCCAUACCGACGGCGGAAGAACUUUUUGAUGAGUUGGGCAGCGCGAAGUAUUUUACUAAGUUGGACCUUCGCUCCGGGUAUCAUCAAAUUCGGAUGAGCGAGGGUGACAUCUUUAAGACGGCCUUCAGGACUCAUGACGGCCACUUCGAGUUUCUUGUGAUGCCUUUCGGUCUUACAAACACACCUUCCACUUUUCAGGAGGCCAUGAAUGCCAUUUUCCAGCCACUACUCAGACAGUGUGUUAUCGUCUUCUUCGAUGAUAUCUUGAUUUACAGUCCAUCCCUCGAGUUGCAUGGCCAGCACUUGCAGGCAGUCCUGCAGCUACUCCACGCAAAUAACUUCUUCGUCAAGCUUUCCAAAUGCUCGUUUUGCAGUGCCUCGGUGGAGUAUUUAGGCCACAUCAUUGACGACGGCAAACUCAAGGCAGACCCAAACAAAAUAGAAGCAAUGAAGGCAUGGCCUACGCCGGGAACGGUCAGACAGUUAAGGGGUUUCUUGGGUUUGACAGGCUAUUAUCGCCGUUUCGUAGCUCACUAUGCGACGUUAGCCGCACCAUUGACGGAUUUGCUUAAAAAGGAGGCUUUUCGGUGGUCAUCCGAGGCCGAGACAACCUUUUCAGCUCUAAAAACGGCAAUGACCUCGGCACCAGUCCUGCAACUACCGAAUUUCAAUUUGCCCUUUUGCGUCGAGACGGAUGCUUGUGACGUGGGGAUUGGCGCAGUCCUGAUGCAGCUAAAUCAUCCCAUUGCGUUCUUCAGUAAGAAAUUGGGUCCUCGCAGGAGAGUAGCGUCGACGUAUCAUAAGGAAUUAUACGCUAUUGUGGAGGCGGUGCAAAAGUGGCGCCAAUAUUUAUUAGGGCGCGAGUUCAUUAUUCGCACAGAUCAGAGAAGCCUAAAGGACUUGUUGCAACAGGUGGUACAAACUCCGGACCAAUAG
Salvia splendens (bonfire salvia) is the source of this 3180-nucleotide messenger RNA. RefSeq lists its product as uncharacterized. NCBI's taxonomy places the organism in Eukaryota, Viridiplantae, Streptophyta, Magnoliopsida, Lamiales, Lamiaceae. Bases 1 to 3180 code for a protein of 1059 amino acids. The record is from RefSeq and is a predicted model, not a curated record. The transcript has a single exon.